Molecule: messenger RNA, 1701 nt
Organism: Amaranthus tricolor (Joseph's coat)
Lineage: Eukaryota; Viridiplantae; Streptophyta; Magnoliopsida; Caryophyllales; Amaranthaceae
Product: cytochrome P450 726A27-like
Exons: 3
Coding region: 1-1524 (507 amino acids)
Molecular function (GO): iron ion binding; monooxygenase activity; heme binding
Source: RefSeq, a predicted model, not a curated record
AUGGAAUUUCCAUGGAUACUCUCACUAAUAACAUUAACUAUUUCUCUCACAAUUACCAUAUUUAUAAAGCUUAUAAACAAAAACCCAUCAAAAAAUUUACCACCAGGACCUCCAAAACUACCAUUAAUAGGCAAUCUCCAUCAACUAGCUUCAAAAACCACCCUCCCACACCACCGCUUAGCGGAGCUAGCAAGGGUGCACGGUCCUAUCAUGUACCUUCAGCUAGGUCAAGUUCCGACAGUCGUGAUUUCGUCGUCAAAAAUGGCGAAGGAAGCAUUGAAAACCAAUGAUUCAGUUCUUUGUAGUCGGCCUAAUUUGUUAACACCUGAAAUACUUUUUUAUAAAUCAAGUGACAUUGCAUUAGCGCCUUAUGGUGAGUAUUGGCGACAAGUGCGGAAGAUAGCAACACUGGAACUGUUCACGGCCCGUCGAGUUCAUGGGUUUCAUUCGUGUAGAGAAGAAGCUGUAAUGGAUUUCUUUCAAUCUAUGCUUCCUGAGGUUAAGGCCGGCUCUGUUAUCAACCUUACUAGCAAACUUUUCAACCUUAGCUUUGAUAUUAUUUUGAGAGUAGCAAUAAAUAAAAAAGCGAAAGACGGAGAAGCAUUUAGAAAACUAGUUGCAGACGUGGCGGAGCUGAUCUCUGGAUUUUCAAUCGGCGAUCUGUAUCCAUCGCUAAAGUCCAUAAGUAGUAUUUCUGGGAUGAAAGCCAAAUUGCAAAGAAUGGUGACAAGGAUGGACAAUCUAAUGGAACCCAUAAUUGACGAACAUUUAAUGAACAAGAAACAUAACCAUGAAGAUGGAGAUUUGGUUGAUAUACUUUUAAAUUAUUACAAGGAUCACAAACAUCUUCACAAUAAGUUCCAUCUCACAAAAGAUAACAUCAAGGCUAUUGUUUUUGAGUUGUUUGGUGCUGGAGGAGAGACAUCUUCAACCGUCAUAGAUUGGACAAUCGCAGAAUUGUUGAAGAAUCCAACGGUAAUGAAAAAGGCACAAAAUGAGGUUAGACAAGUAUUACAAGAAAAUAUUAUAAUGGUGGACAAGUCAAGUCUAGAAAAGCUUACAUAUUUAAAAUGCAUUAUCAAGGAGACAUUAAGGCUUCACCCACCCUUACCUUGCUUGGUACCAAGAGAAUCAAUGAGGGAAUGUAAAAUAAAUGGAUAUGAUAUACCUUCAAAAACUCGAGUUAUUCUCAAUGCGUGGGCUAUCGGAAGAAAUCCUGAGUGUUGGAAAGAUCCUGAAAAGUUUGAUCCCGAAAGAUUUGUUAAUUCUUCAAUAGAUUACAAAGGAAAUAAUUUUGAAUUAAUCCCGUUUGGUGCGGGAAGAAGAAUAUGUCCCGGAAUGGGACUUGGUAUAGCUAAUGUUGAACUGGUUUUAGCUAUGUUACUUUAUCAUUUUGAUUGGAAAUUGCCUGAUGGGAGUAAACAAGAAGAUAUUGAUAUGAAUGAAGCAUUUGGUAUAGUUGGGAGGAGGAAAGUGGAUUUGAAAGUAAUUCCUGUGCUUCAGCCUUUAUCGGGGUUUAAAUGAUUAAUCGAUCUCACUGUUACAUGACUCGCUAAUUGUCUCUUGAAUUGCGAUUUGUGAAUCAGAAAAAGUGAAUCGAUUUUAUGCUAUUUUGAAUCAUUUUAAGCGAAUCGCAAAUUUCAAAGACGAACAAACUAGCGAAGUAUGUUUCACUGAUCUAUCUUUCUUUUACUCAUUCAU